UCACAUCCUGUUUUCCUCCACUUCCUUCAGAGUGGACCGGUUUGGGACGGUCCGGUCUCUCAGCAGCGCAGCGUGGCUCCGUGUUGUGUCUUCUGAACUCAUGCUGCAGGAGGGCACGCGAGCACACCUUUAAUGCCCCGGUGGUCAACUCACCUGUCCGUGCAGCGUCUCGUGCAUUGAUAGAGGAGGGAAGUUGUUGUUGCACUUGUGACAGAAUGAAGACGAGAGAAGUGAAGAUUAUCAACCAGGGUCUGGAGGACGAGAUGGAGGUGUGGGGUUACCAGCCCUGUCUGUGGAAGAUGAUCCUGGUGGGUGUAGGCGCCGUGUGCUCCGGCGGUCUCCUGCUGCUGCUGCUCUACUGGCUGCCUGAGUGGGGCGUCAAGAGCACCUGCACACACACCUCGCUGAGGGACGCACACACACUCCUGCUCAGGACCACGGAUGAGUUCAAGCAGUGGUUUCGAGCCAAAGUACACGUGAUGUCGGCUCCGGGAAAGAAACCCUUCGACAGCUUGGACCUGCCGCCCGCGGCUCAGCUGCCGAAUGGAAACGGAGACCAAGGCAUCGGUGCUGUGCACGAGGAGCAUCAUGGGAAAUUUGCCCAUAGACAACCUGCUCAGAUCCACUGGUUCACCCACCACAGCACUAAAUACUACUGGAACGAUGUGAUGCAGGACUUUGAAUUUUACAAAGGCUUGGAGGAUGUGAAGGUGAACUGUGCAAGCAUCCACUCUGACCACAGCUCUGGAAUUCCUAAAACACUGCAGGACUAUAGGAGGUUGUUUUUCGGUGAGAAUGAGAUUGCCGUGAGAGUGCCGUCUCUAUUCAAGCUCCUCAUAAAGGAAGUCUUGAAUCCUUUCUACAUCUUCCAGCUCUUCAGUGUUGUUCUGUGGAGCGCUGAGGACUAUUACUAUUAUGCUACCGCCAUAGUUUUCAUGUCUGUGAUUUCAAUAGCUACCUCACUGUAUACCAUUAAAAAGCAAUAUGUGAUGCUGCAUGACAUGGUGGCGACACACAGUGUGGUCCGUGUGUCAGUGUGCAGAGGAAAUAAAGAUAUUGAACAGGCCAUGUCGACAGAUCUCGUGCCCGGUGAUGUCAUCCUUAUUCCAGCAAAUGGGAUGAUCAUGCCCUGCGACGUCGUGCUCAUCCAUGGGACCUGCAUUGUAAAUGAGAGCAUGUUGACAGGAGAGAGCGUGCCAGUUACCAAGACCAGUCUGCCCAGUUCAGGCGAGGACGCGACCAGGAGCUACGACAUUGAGGAGCACAAGAGACACACCCUGUUCUGUGGUACCCAAGUUAUCCAGACCCGCUUCUACGCUGGAGAACUGGUGGAGGCUGUUGUGGUCAGAACAGGCUUCAGUACAGAGAAAGGCCAACUGGUCCGCUCCAUCCUCCACCCUAAACCCACAGACUUCAGGCUGUACCGCGAUGCUUACCUCUUCUUGUUGUGUCUGGUGGGGGUGGCAGGGAUCGGCUUCAUCUACACCAUCGUCCUCAGCAUCAUGAACAAGGUUCCAGCUAAAACCAUCAUCAUUGAGUCUCUGGACAUCAUCACCAUCACCGUGCCGCCGGCCUUACCGGCAGCCAUGACGGCCGGUAUCGUGUACGCGCAGCGUCGCCUGAAGCGCAUCGGCAUCUUUUGCAUCAGUCCUCAGAGGAUCAACAUGUGUGGUCAACUCAACCUGGUUUGCUUCGACAAGACUGGUACUCUGACUGAAGACGGUUUGGACCUGUGGGGUGUUCAGACAGCUGAAGAUGGCAGGUUUUCUCCCCCAGAGGCCGAUCCAGCUAAAGAAAGUCUGGUUAACAGUGUGUUCGUGGCCUGCAUGGCUACCUGCCACUCACUGACCAAGAUAGAGGGCGAGCUCUCCGGAGACCCUCUGGACCUCAAGAUGUUCAACGCUACAGGCUGGAUCCUGGAGGAGCCCACAGAGGAAGAGACUGCACUACACAAUCCCAUAAUGCCCACAGUUGUGCGACCUCCAAAGCCCUCCGUCCCUGAAACCAACCAGAACAAUCCUCUAACUCAGAACAUGGAGCUGUCUGAAUUACCAUCCUGUGAGAUUGGUAUUGUGCGUCAGUUCCCCUUCUCCUCGACCCUCCAGAGGAUGAGUGUGGUGGUCAGGAGGCUGGGCGAAAAACACAUGAACGCUUACUUGAAAGGAGCACCGGAGGUUGUGGCCAGCCUCUGCAAACAGCACACAGUCCCACAGAGCUUCACAGAGACUCUGGAGACCUACACCAGGCAGGGCUUCAGGGUUAUUGCCCUGGCACACCGACAGCUGGAGUCCAAACUCUCCUGGCACAAAGUCCAGAGCCUCAGCAGGGACGUGAUAGAAACCAACAUGGAGUUUCUAGGUUUGAUCAUCAUGCAGAACAAAAUAAAAGAGGAGACAGCCGGGGUUUUACGUGAAUUACGUCAAGCUAACAUCCGCACUGUGAUGGUCACGGGUGACAACAUGUUGACGGCGAUAUCGGUGGCUCGAGACUGCGGGAUGGUCCGUGCAUACGAGAGGGUCAUUAUUGCAGAUGCUGCGCCUUCGAAGGAUUUCCACCCUGCUAGCAUCACAUGGCAUUACACUGAAAACCCCACUCAGACAAACAAGGACACUCAGACUGUGGAGAUAAAUCUGGAGGACGGCGUGUAUGACGAGCACGUUGCUCAGCAGGAACAAAGCUAUCACUUUGCUGUGACCGGCAAAGCCUUCGCUGUUAUCACCGAGCACUUCCCUCAACUCGUCCAAAAGCUCGUGCUGAGAGCCACUGUCUUCGCCCGCAUGGCUCCAGACCAGAAGACUCAGCUGGUGGAAGUCCUGCAGAGCAUCGACUACACUGUUGGGAUGUGUGGAGACGGUGCGAAUGACUGUGGAGCUUUGAAGAGAGCUCACAGUGGGAUCUCUCUGUCUGAGCUGGAGGCUUCUGUUGCUUCACCAUUCACCUCCACUACCUCCAACAUCUCCUGUGUUCCCAACCUCAUCAGGGAGGGCCGAGCUGCCCUCAUAACAUCAUUCUGCGUCUUCAAGUUCAUGGCUCUCUACAGCAUCAUCCAGUACCUCAGUGUCACCCUGCUCUACUCGAUUCUCAGCAACUUGGGAGACUUCCAGUUCCUCUUCAUUGACAUCGCCAUCAUUCUCAUCAUCGCCUUCACAAUGAGUCUGAACCCGUCGUGGAAGGAGCUGGUGUGGCGCCGCCCGCCGUCCAGUCUGAUCUCAGGCCCGCUGCUCUGCUCAGUUCUGACCCAGAUCCUCACCUGCCUGGUCUUCCAGGUCCUGGCUUUCCUCUUAGUACGACAGCAGAGCUGGUAUGAGACGUGGACGCCUCAGUCAGAUGCCUGUAAUGGUUCCAGCUUUAGUCUCUCUCACAACCCGAAUGUAACGAGCCCUCACGACCACAAAAACAUCAAGAACUACGAGAACACCACCCUCUUCUACGUCUCCUCCUUCCAGUAUUUGGCGGUGGCCAUCGUUUUCUCCAAGGGAAAGCCCUUCAGACAGCCGAGCUACAAGAACUGGCCGUUCAUGCUGUCCUGCGUCGGUCUGUAUACGUUCCUCCUCCUCAUCAUGCUGUAUCCUGUUCCCGCCAUCGACAGCUUCCUGGAGAUCGUGUGUGUUCCUCAUGACUGGCGCGUUACUCUGGUCAUCAUUGUCGCAGUGAAUGCGGCGGUGUCUUUCAUGCUGGAGAUUUUGAUCCUUGACAUCAUCUCGCGGAGGCUAGUUUUCAGAUGCAAUCAAGGGGCAAAUCGCCCCACAGAGCCGCCCUCUGCUGACACACCUCAGAAGGCCAAUGACCGCUGGGGCUCGUCCUUCCUCUCCUGGUUGUUCUGUCAGAGAAACAAGCCCCCGAAGGUGCGCUACAUGCACCUGGCCCUGGAGCUGCAGGACAACGCCGACUGGCCCCCAAGACCCUCCAGCGUCACCUACGCCACCGAUCCACAAUCCCGCAGCUCUGUCCCCCUCUGACACCAACAUGACCAACAAGCAAACUACUACUGCACAGACUGAACCUUAGCUUGAGUCGAGCUCAGAGGUGUGACGGACGCUCACAGAUGAGGUGUGCAGGACGUGGAGCCUGCUGGGUGCCAGCGACCAGCCCAGGAGCCUCAUAAAGGUGAGGUCUCCUACUACAACGACACUGUGAGCUGCUCAUACAUAAAGUUCUCUUCCAUUUUGAUUAACCUCAUCAGAAUAGACAAACACUAUGCACUCGUCACACUGCUUAAACUUGAGCCAGAGGCCUCUGUUAAAGGAAUAGUUCAACAAGUGAAUUUGUUUUCUUGCAAGAAAACAAAUUAGCAUAUUUCCCAAAAUGACAAACAACUUCAUUAAAGGCCAGUGUGUAACAUUUCAGGGGAUCUUUU
Sebastes umbrosus (honeycomb rockfish) is the source of this 4357-nucleotide messenger RNA. Its product is annotated as probable cation-transporting ATPase 13A3. The record is from RefSeq and is a predicted model, not a curated record. Gene Ontology annotation, molecular function: ATP hydrolysis activity; ATP binding; P-type ion transporter activity. The transcript is spliced from 33 exons. Bases 216 to 3959 code for a protein of 1247 amino acids. Gene Ontology annotation, cellular component: late endosome membrane. Gene Ontology annotation, biological process: intracellular calcium ion homeostasis; polyamine transmembrane transport. NCBI's taxonomy places the organism in Eukaryota, Metazoa, Chordata, Actinopteri, Perciformes, Sebastidae.